ACUGCCGCCUCUGGCGCGAACGCUCAGGCGCCUCCCCCCGCCCCAGUCACUGUGGCUCCGCGCACGCUGCCGGCGGCUGCCCUUUCCGCCUGCGGGGGAGCCGAGCCGCGGGGCCGCCGCGCGCCGAGCCAUGGCCUCGGGCCGGAGGGGCUGGGACAGCGCCCACGAGGACGAUCUGCCCGUGUACCUGGCCCGGCCCGGCACCACGGACCAGGUCCCGCGGCAGAAGUACGGCGGCAUGUUCUGCAGCGUGGAGGGCGCCUUCGAGAGCAAGACGCUGGAUUUCGAUGCGCUGAGCGUGGGGCAGCGGGGCGCGAAGACCCCCCGGAGCAGCCAGGGCGGCGGCCGGGGCGCGGGGACCCGGCCGGGGCUCGAGGCCGACAGCCCGCGCCGGGGCCAGGGCCAGGGCCAGGGCCAGGGCCAGGGCCGCGAGGACGCCAGGGAGCCCGCGCCCGCCGCGCCCGCCGCGCCCGCCGGGGUGGAGAUCCGGAGCGCCACGGGCAAGGAGGUGCUGCAGAACCUCGGCCCCAAGGACCAGAGUGACCGUCUCCUUAUCAAGGGCGGUAGAAUCGUCAAUGAUGAUCAAUCCUUUUAUGCUGAUAUUUACAUGGAAGAUGGUUUAAUAAAGCAAAUUGGAGACAAUCUGAUUGUCCCUGGAGGAGUGAAGACCAUCGAAGCCAACGGGAAGAUGGUGAUCCCAGGAGGCAUUGAUGUCCACACCCAUUUCCAGAUGCCACACAAGGGGAUGACCACAGUGGAUGACUUCUUCCAAGGGACGAAGGCCGCCUUAGCGGGAGGCACCACCAUGAUCAUUGACCACGUGGUACCUGAGCCGGAGGCCAGCCUGACGGAGGCCUAUGAGAAGUGGAGAGAAUGGGCGGAUGGGAAGAGCUGCUGCGACUAUGCCUUGCACGUGGACAUCACCCACUGGAAUGAUAGCGUCAAGCAGGAGGUGCAAAACCUCAUCAAGGACAAAGGGGUUAACUCCUUCAUGGUUUACAUGGCCUAUAAGGAUUUGUAUCAAGUGUCCAACACAGAGCUCUACGAGAUCUUCACCUGUCUAGGCGAGCUGGGAGCCAUCGCGCAAGUUCACGCUGAGAAUGGGGAUAUCAUUGCUCAGGAGCAAACCCGGAUGUUGGAAAUGGGGAUCACUGGCCCAGAAGGGCACGUGCUGAGCAGACCAGAGGAGCUGGAAGCUGAAGCUGUGUUCCGUGCCAUCACCAUUGCAAGCCAAACCAACUGUCCGCUCUACGUCACGAAGGUCAUGAGCAAGAGCGCGGCCGACCUGAUCUCGCAAGCCAGGAAAAAAGGAAAUGUGGUUUUUGGUGAGCCCAUCACUGCCAGCCUCGGCACAGAUGGAACCCAUUACUGGAGCAAGAACUGGGCUAAGGCAGCUGCGUUUGUGACAUCCCCACCUCUGAGCCCUGACCCGACCACUCCUGACUACAUCAACUCCUUGCUGGCCAGUGGAGACCUGCAGCUCUCUGGGAGUGCCCACUGUACCUUCAGUACUGCUCAGAAGGCGAUUGGGAAGGACAACUUCACAGCCAUCCCUGAGGGCACCAACGGUGUGGAAGAGCGGAUGUCUGUCAUCUGGGACAAGGCUGUGGCCACUGGGAAAAUGGAUGAAAACCAGUUUGUGGCUGUGACAAGCACAAAUGCCGCCAAGAUCUUCAACCUCUAUCCCCGCAAGGGGAGAAUAUCUGUGGGUUCUGACAGCGACCUGGUGAUUUGGGACCCAGAUGCGGUGAAGAUUGUCUCGGCCAAGAGCCACCAGUCGGCUGCGGAGUAUAACAUCUUCGAGGGACUGGAGCUGCGCGGGGCCCCUCUGGUGGUCAUCUGCCAGGGCAAGAUCAUGCUGGAGGAUGGCAACCUGCACGUCACCCAGGGGGCAGGCCGCUUCAUCCCCUGCAGCCCGUUCUCUGACUACGUCUACAAGCGCAUUAAAGCCCGGAGGAAGAUGGCAGACCUGCAUGCGGUCCCCAGGGGCCUGUACGACGGGCCGGUGUUUGACCUGACCACCACACCCAAAGGGGGCACCCCCGCGGGCUCCACCCGGGGCUCCCCCACGCGGCCCAACCCGCCCGUGAGGAACCUUCAUCAGUCGGGAUUCAGCCUGUCUGGCACCCAAGUGGAUGAGGGGGUCCGCUCGGCCAGCAAGCGCAUCGUGGCACCCCCUGGAGGCCGCUCUAACAUCACGUCCCUGAGUUAAGCGACCCCUCCCCAAAGAGAGGGGCAGAAGCAAGAAGAGAUUUUCUUGAAGCCAAAAUGGUACACCAAUAUUUAAGAAGGAAAGCGAAUCCAAACAGUUGCGAUCUAAAGAAUCAAUAAGCCUCAAGCCUUAUGUUUCUCCAAUGCUACACUCGCUUGCCUAGCUUUACGAAUAUUGCUUUGUUUUCUGUUUAUGCAUAGCCUUGAUUUGUUUGACCCCCUCCCCCCAUUUCCAUGCAUGCAAUCAGACAGGCUACUAAGGUAAAAGCGUCUGCUAUAUAGUGUUGA
This is a messenger RNA of Nyctereutes procyonoides (raccoon dog), 2499 nucleotides long. RefSeq names its product dihydropyrimidinase like 3 (gene DPYSL3). The coding region runs from base 131 to 2212 and encodes 693 amino acids. Gene Ontology annotation, molecular function: hydrolase activity, acting on carbon-nitrogen (but not peptide) bonds, in cyclic amides. Gene Ontology annotation, cellular component: cytosol; cytoplasm. The transcript has 14 exons. NCBI's taxonomy places the organism in Eukaryota, Metazoa, Chordata, Mammalia, Carnivora, Canidae. Gene Ontology annotation, biological process: actin crosslink formation. The record is from RefSeq and is a predicted model, not a curated record.